Malania oleifera is the source of this 900-nucleotide messenger RNA. RefSeq lists its product as uncharacterized. NCBI's taxonomy places the organism in Eukaryota, Viridiplantae, Streptophyta, Magnoliopsida, Santalales, Ximeniaceae. The transcript has 2 exons. Gene Ontology annotation, cellular component: endomembrane system. The coding region runs from base 351 to 662 and encodes 103 amino acids. The record is from RefSeq and is a predicted model, not a curated record.
UGAAAUAAAGAAGGCCGAAAAUAGCGUUGGACAGCAUAAUCAAUGUAGAUGUAAUAUGCCAACUGCGAAGGCAGAAAAGCCCCCAUCCCCCGUUAAUCAUCCUUGUAUAGAAAGCGCUGCGCAGUGAAGGCAGAAAGCCCGUUCCCCGUAAUCAUCCUUAUCAUCUCUCUCUCUCUCUCUCUCCCUCCGUUGAAAAGGUCACGCAUUCAACUGAAAAGAAAAGUCAUGUUUUUGGACUAACUGCGUCUUCAAGCAUCGCCGGACCCCCGCGAAAUCUUGCACGUUUCCUCCUACCUUUCCUUCUGCAAUCCAAAUUCACCAGAUUCUAGCUCCCUUGCUUCACCCGCAGCAUGGCGUACGUCGACCACGCCUUCUCCAUUUCCGACGACGACAUCAUGAUGGAGACUUCAUACAUCGUCAAUAGCCGCCCUCCGAUCAAGGAGAUCUCUCUCGCUGUCUCUCUUCUCGUUUUCGGAACCCUAGGUAUCGUCCUCGGCAUUAUCAUGGCCUACAACAGAGUCGGCGGCGACAGAGCUCACGGGAUUUUCUUCGCGAUUUUGGGCUCGAUCUUGUUCAUUCCGGGGUUCUACUAUACGCGGAUUGCGUACUACGCAUACAAGGGGUACAAGGGAUUCUCUUUCUCCAACAUACCCGCCGUGUAGUGAAGGAUUGCCUUAUCUUAUGUUUCCGCUUGGCCUGCUUAUGUACAUAUAUCGUGCCGAGUUCCUUUUCCUUUUACUUCUGUAGUAGAUGCUACUGAGUGUUCUAUAUUGCUAUACGAAUGAAUUAUGCAGUUCUUCUCGUGAUCUGAAUUCCUUCCUGUACUAUAUUUGAAAUUCAAGUUCUUUCAAUCUGUGUUCAUGUCGAGUAAUCCAACGUCUCCUACAAAGUUUUAGCUAA